AUGACGGCUUCACGUGUGAAGAAUGCCAAGGUUUUUGGUGUGAUGAGUGCAAGAAUGUCGGACCAGACAAAACCCAAGUCCCAUGUAAGCUGUGCCCAGACUUUAGCAAAAGUCACUGCCAUCAGUGUUUCGACGAAGGAAGAACUGAAUAUUGCGAGUGCAAGAGUACCGACAGCUGGCACAGCUGUUGUGGACGUCACGCUUUCGACUGUGAGAAAUGCGGUGCUUGCUUGUGCGACGGCUGUUGUGGUUACCACGAGUGCGGGGAUGAGGAUGACUGAGGACGCAGCCUGCAGAAGCUUGUGGUCGCCAGCGUUGUGGCACAGCUGCUGGUUUCACCUCUUGGGUCGUCAGUUGUGUUUAUUUAGAAGAGCUGGUCAUCAUGUGACCUGUCCCUCGCUGAAAAGGCAAAGCCUUUUCGUGUUGCUUGAGUGUGCAGGCAUCCUUUCCCUUGUGGCUGCCGGGCCUUUCCGAGUCAAUUCAGAGUUAGUACUGUCACCAGCUCGUUUACAUUAUCAUGCAACAAGUUCCUGUUUGGUGUGA
Symbiodinium necroappetens is the source of this 543-nucleotide messenger RNA. NCBI's taxonomy places the organism in Eukaryota, Dinophyceae, Suessiales, Symbiodiniaceae. The record is from the annotation of a GenBank genome assembly.